Messenger RNA from Didymosphaeria variabile, 4404 nucleotides. It is a transcript of the gene SMC4, whose product is annotated as Structural maintenance of chromosomes protein 4. Gene Ontology annotation, molecular function: ATP binding; ATP hydrolysis activity; protein binding. Gene Ontology annotation, biological process: mitotic chromosome condensation. Lineage: Eukaryota; Fungi; Ascomycota; Dothideomycetes; Pleosporales; Didymosphaeriaceae. Gene Ontology annotation, cellular component: chromosome. The transcript has 3 exons. The coding region runs from base 1 to 4404 and encodes 1467 amino acids. The record is from RefSeq and is a predicted model, not a curated record.
AUGUCGUCCGCCUCGCCGCGGAAGUCGACGCGGGCUGCCGCGACGCGUCGAAAGGCGCCCAUCAUUGACGACGACUCGGAAGGAGAUGAAAACCAGGCACCGAAGCAAGAGGCGGAUGAGCAAGACGACUUUUCCCCAGCACCCGCACCACAGAAGCGAGCACGAGGGCGACCAAAGAAAGUUGCUGGCGCGGCAGCGACUCCAAAGCCAGCAGCGACACGAAGAACACCACGGCAACCCCGCGCAACGGAGUCGGUCGAGCCAACAGAGUUGAUCGAACCGACACAGGUGUUCAACCCACCCACGGAGAGUCCCGCGAACCCCACACCGGCGAAAUCACCACGGAAGCGCAUAAUGGCGGCGAGCAGCCGCAAGUCGCGCGUAUUGGUAGCGGAAGAUACGACGGUGGAGGACUCAAACUUGCCUACUCCACAGCCGUCAGAGCCGUCAGAGACGCCGGAUCAGAGCUUGCUACAGUCGGAAGCAACUGUGAUUAAGUCUGAACCUCUUGAAAACCCGGAACCCGCUGCAGAAGCUGAACCCCAGCCGCCACCCGAGCAGCCUACUAUCGUGCCUGACGCACCCCUCGCAGAUAUCACCGAGACCGCUGCCAACGAACACAUACCCGUGCCGCGGUCACAAGCCGAUUCCGACGCCCGACCCGACGCUACAAUGGCGUUUAUUACAAAACACACGGUGCUGGAGAAGCCAAUGGACAUUGUGGUGCGCAAGAGGCUCGCAGGCAUUCCUUCGACUCAUCAGUCGGAUAUUCCACAACAGCGAACCGUGAUCGAGUGGCUAGUCCUGACCAACUUCAAGAGUUACGCUGGGGAACAACGCGUAGGACCUUUCCAUCGCUCCUUUUCCGCCGUUGUGGGGCCAAACGGAUCGGGCAAGUCCAACGUCAUUGACUCGUUAUUGUUUGUAUUCGGUUUCCGCGCGAGUAAGAUGAGGCAGGGCAAGAUCUCAGCUCUCAUUCACAACUCGGCCGCAUUCCCUGACCUCGAGUAUUGUGAAGUCGCAGUGCAUUUUGAAGAAGUCAAGGAUCUCCCUGAAGGAGGUUGCGAGCUCAUCCCGGAUUCCAAGCUGAUCAUUUCUCGGAGAGCCUUCAAGAACAACACCAGCAAAUACUACAUCAAUAAUAAGGAAUCGUCGUUUACAAUAGUAACCAGCCUGCUGAAGGGACGCGGUGUUGACCUCGACCAUAAGCGAUUCUUGAUCUUGCAGGGUGAGGUCGAAUCGAUCGCACAGAUGAAGCCAAAAGCCCAGGGUGAACAUGACGACGGCCUCCUAGAGUAUCUGGAGGAUAUCAUUGGCACAUCCCAAUUCAAGACACCUAUCGAGCAAGCCAUUACCGAGACAGACGAACUCAAUGAAACUUGUCAAGAAAAGGAGCGACGGGUAAAGAUCGUAGAGAAGGAAAAGGAUGGCCUCGAAGACAGGAAGAACGGAGCUCUUGCCUACAUCAAAGAUGAAAACGAGAUCGCAGUGAAGCAAUCGGCACUCUAUCAAAUAUACGUUUCUGAAUUCGAUGACCACAUUCAUGCGACCAGCGAGUCUGUGGUACAGAUGCAAACCCAGCUGGAUGACGAGCUCCAGAAACAUCAAGGAAACGAAGAAGGCAUUAAAGAGCUCGAGAAGCAGUACAAGAAGGGUUCAAAAGAGUGCGAGCGGUUAGAGAAGCAGGCCCAGGAAUUGCAGAAAGAGGUUGCUAAGAUCGACAAGGAGACUGUCAAGUUUGAAGAAAAGAAAAAAUUCAUGACCGGAAAACAGAAGAAGCUCGAGAAGACAAAGGAAACCAGUAGGCAUGGCAUUUCUGAGGCUACGACGAAUGCGAGACAGUAUGCUUCUGAUCUGGAGGGCUAUGCCGAGGAUAUGGUAACACUAGAGGAGAAGAUGGCGGCCGAAGAAGAGGAGCUUGAGGCUAUCCGUGCCAGCCUCGCAGGCAAAACGCAGGACCUAUCAGACGACAUCGCAGCGAAACAAAAGUCUCUCGAACCUUGGACCGCCAAGAUCAACGAAAAACAAUCUGCGAUCGCUCUCGCUCAAAGCGAGCUUGACAUCAUCCGCGAGAAGGAGAACGCGGGCGCAAGAGGCAUUACAGAGGUAGAAGCCAAAAUCGCUGCCUUGCAGGAAACCAAGCAGAACAAGCUCGGUGAGCUAGAAGAAUGCAAGGCGGAACAUAAGAAAGCAGAAAAAGAAGCUCAGAGAGUGCAGUCGAAACUCGAUCAACUGACACAGCAAGAGCCUGUGCUGAGAUCCAAGCUAUCUGGUGCCAGACAGAAUGCCAAUGAAGCGCGUGCGAGCCUCUCGGAAACUCAAAAUCAGGGCAACGUCCAGGACAAAUUAAUGAAACUCAAGGACCAAGGACGUAUCAAUGGUUUCCAUGGACGACUGGGCAAUCUCGGUACUAUUGACCACAAGUACGAUAUUGCCAUCUCAACAGCUUGUGGUCAGCUGGAUCAUUUCGUUGUCGAUUCAGCUGAAGUUGGAGAGCAGUGCAUCGACUACCUUAGGAAGAAUAACCUUGGCCGAGGCACCUUCCGUCCGCUCAAUCGUCAACAACAACGGGACCUUUCACCUAUUGAAACACCCGAGAAUGUACCACGAUUAUUCGAUCUAGUCAAGCCGAAGGACGACAAGUUCAAAAUUGUUUUCUACAAUGUUUUACAGGAUACACUUGUUGCAAAGGAUCUUGAUCAGGCCAACCGUGUUGCAUACAGCGCAAGACGGUGGCGUGUCGUCACACUUAAUGGCGAGUUGAUCGAGACAGCGGGCACAAUGAGCGGGGGUGGCAAUCGUGCAUCGAAGGGCAAGAUGUCAUCCAAACUUGCGGCCGAUGUCACAAGCACUCAAGUCGCCAAACUUGAACAAGAUCGCGAUGCCCUUGAACAGAGCUACGCUGAGCUUCAGGAACAACAGCGGGACCUAGAAGCGCAGCUUCGCAGCUUGAAUGCGCAAAUACCUCAGCUGGAGACAAGAGCUCAGAAGUUCGCCCUGGAGUAUGAGAGCUUCGACCGAAACAUUGCUGACUCCAAGCGACGGAUCAAGGAACUCAGCGCAGAACAAGCCUCAGUAAAGUCGGAUAAGGCUAGAAUCUCGAAGCUCGAAAAGAGCAUUGCUUCAGCUGAGAAGGAAGUCUUGAAACUGCACGCGGAGACUGCUGAGGUAGAGGCUGAAAUCAAAGAGCUCCAGGAAAAGAUCAUGGAGAUCGGUGGCUCCAAGCUGCGAACCCAGAACGCCAAAGUUGCUGAUGUAAAAGGCCAAAUCGACUCUCUUGCUGAUAUGACGUCGAAUGCAGAGGUGUCAAAGUCAAAAGAGGAAAAGCAGCUUGCCAAGCACGAGAAGGCCCACGCUGAUGCGGUCAGGGACCUUGAAAAGCUUGCACAGGAUGCCGAGAAGAUAGAGGAGGACAUGGAAGCACACAAGCAGAGCGCCGCAGGUAUCAGACAACAAGCUGAGGAAGCCCAGGAAGCCUUGGAAGCGACCAAAGAGGAGUUACAGGCUCUCAAGACCGAACUUGACGACAAGACGGCUUCACUGAACGAGACACGUGCCGUUGAGAUCGAGAUGCGCAACAAGCUCGAAGAUAGCCAGAAGACCCUCAAUGAAUUCACGAGAAAGCAGCUAGCAUGCCGUGAGAAGCUGUCUAAGCUGUCGUAUCAAAGCAUCAGUGAUCUCGGGGGGGAUCAAGAACAGGAGGGUGCAGGUCUCACCGAACACACCAAGGACGAACUUCGGGACAUGGAUAAGGACGAGAUCAAAGAUGAGAUCGCCGCUCUCGAAAAGAAGAUUGAGAACGUCACCGUCGAUCUCACUGUACUAGCCGAGUACCGCAAGCGCACCGAAGAGCAUGCGGAACGCACUCGCUCACUGGAUGAGGCUGUCGCUGCCCGCGAUAGUUCGAAAAAGAAGCUUGACGAGCUCAAGCAGUUGCGCUUGGUUGGCUUCAUGGAAGGGUUUGCUAUCAUCACCUCAAAACUGAAGGAGAUGUACAACCUCAUCACCAACGGCGGUAACGCGGAGUUGGAGUUGGUCGACUCGUGGGAUCCUUUCGCGGAAGGCAUCAACUUCAGCGUUAUGCCGCCCAAGAAGAGCUGGAAGAGCAUCUCGAACCUUUCGGGUGGAGAGAAGACGCUAAGUUCGUUGGCGUUGGUUUUUGCGCUACAUCACUAUAAGCCGACGCCGUUGUAUGUAAUGGACGAGAUCGAUGCUGCGCUGGAUUUCAGAAAUGUCUCCAUCAUUGCGAGCUACAUCCAGCAGCGCACGAAGAACGCACAGUUCAUUGUCAUCUCGCUGCGCAACAACAUGUUCGAGCUUUCCGCGCGUCUAGUCGGCGUGUACAAAGUCAAUCAUAUGACAAAGAGUGUGACGAUCGAAAACAAGGACUAUAUAAAGAGAUAG